AUGGUCUCCGUCAACGGCAAAAAAGUGAAGAUUGUCAAGAAGCGAACUCGUCGUUUCACUCGACACGAAUCUGACCGCUACAUUCGUGUCAAACCAAAUUGGCGCAAACCCAAGGGUAUUGAUAACCGUGUUAGACGUCGUUUCAAAGGCCAACGGAAGAUGCCAAAAAUUGGUUAUCGAAAUGCUCGAGUGACACGUCAUAUGUUGCCUAGCGGUUUUCGAAAAGUUUUGAUUCACAAUGUUAAGCUGACGGGGUUGAGUUUCCCGUGCAUUACAAAAACUGGGUAUCUUCUUAAGAGGAGCACUUGUUGA
Molecule: messenger RNA, 312 nt
Organism: Meloidogyne enterolobii
Lineage: Eukaryota; Metazoa; Nematoda; Chromadorea; Rhabditida; Meloidogynidae
Source: the annotation of a GenBank genome assembly